AUGGACUUGUUUCCAAGUGAUGUUGUUGAGAAGUGCGAAAUUUUGGAGAUAAAAGAGAAUGUAAAGCUUCCGAAUGUGUUGAAAAAGGCUUUGAAUCUCUUUAAUGUAAGUUUUUGUUGAUUUUCUUUGACUUAUUUUUUUAAAUAAAGAUUUAAAGACGAACAAUAGAUUAAACAGUAAUAUUAUUGGUUUAAAAGAUGUUUUAACUUUAUUUUUGUGAUAUAGGUUAUAUUAUUUUAGGUAGAAGGAAAGGAUCUCUUGAUUUAUGGAUCAAGCAAAGCGAUUGAACGAGCUGUGGCCUUAGUUGAACAGGUUAAACAAACACAAACAGUAAGUAUUUUUAUAAUUUUUUGUAUAGUUUAGAAGCCAGUUUAUCAAUGGAACAAGUUUUCUGAGAUCAAGACAAAAGCCGAGAAUAAGUUGGAUGUAGACUUGUUUGAACCAAUAAUUGCUGUGGUUUUGAGCAAGAAAAAUAUUGGUGAUGAAACUGAAAGGUAUGAUUUAGAAUAAUGUUACUGUUUUGGAAUAUUUUAAAGUUUUAUGGUUUUUUAAUCACGUAGCAAAGCAAUACACUAUAUUACUUUAGGUGCACCAAACAUGAGUUUUUAAAAUUUUAAAAUUAAUUUUAUACAACUUGAAGUAAAUUUUAAUAAUUUUUAUGCGAAUACGGUUUUAUCUAUUUUAGUGUACAAGUUUCUACAGAAUCAUCAGAUUUUAAACAUCUUAAUGACCUUCCCCGGCUAAAGAUUGGUACUGAAAACAAAGAUAAUAAUUGGCGGCAAAAACGGAAAAUUAAGUAG
This is a messenger RNA of Bursaphelenchus okinawaensis, 800 nucleotides long. NCBI's taxonomy places the organism in Eukaryota, Metazoa, Nematoda, Chromadorea, Rhabditida, Aphelenchoididae. The record is from the annotation of a GenBank genome assembly.